UAUGCGGGGCGCCGCGUCGCGCGUCGUCGCCGUCGUCGUCGUCGUCGUCGUGGACAACGAUUAAACGUCGUGCUGUUCGUUCGCUCAGGGCACCGAUCGAGGAUGCCAGUGAGGGUCGAUGUGGUACCACCGCCGCCUGCGAACUCGAAACAGCCGGGUGUUACAAAAUCGCUGCUCUAUAACGGCUCCCGCUUUCAGGGCUCGCAAAAAUCCAAGGGCAACAGUUACGACGUGGAGGUGGUUUUGCAGCAUGUAGAUGAGGAAAAUAGUUAUCUAUGUGGAUAUCUAAAAAUCAAAGGUCUGACCGAAGAAUUUCCAACAUUGACAACAUUUUUUGAUGGUGAAAUUAUCUCCAAGAAAUAUCCAUUUCUGACUCGCAAGUGGGAUGCGGAUGAGGACGUUGACAAAAAGCAUUGGAGCAAGUUUGAAUCUUUCUGCCAAUAUGCCAAGACAUUUAAUUCGGACACUUUUGAUUACGAGGCACUGAAAGGAACAGAUUUUGUAUUUAUGAGAUGGAAAGAACACUUUUUGGUUCCUGAUCAUACAAUCAAAGAUAUCAAUGGUGCCUCCUUCGCAGGAUUCUAUUAUAUCUGCUUCCAGAAAUCUGCCGCCACCAUAGAAGGCUUUUAUUAUCAUCGUAGUUCUGAAUGGUAUCAAUCUUUGAAUCUGAGGCACGUCCCCGAACACAGUAUACAGAUUUAUGAGUUCAGGUGAAGUCAAUACCUUUUUGCUGAGAAACAUGAUUUGUCUCUUUUCUUUCCUAGCAUACAGAUCUCAUAAAAAUUCGUUUUAUCAAUUACCAGUGUCAUAACGCUUUCGAAAUUUGUUUAUCGAUCGUGACUUUUGCUUCCACAUCUAAUUUUCCCCGAAUCUAAGAAAAAUUUAGAACAAUAAAUUUAGUCUUUGAAAUAUUCUUAGCAGAGUAUUAAUAAAGAUAACAUAAUUGUACGAAGUAGAAUGCCUAUUUACUAUAAGCAAUGAAGUUAAUUUACAAAUUAUCUUAAUAUUUAUAUUGUAACACAAUUUUUACAUUGAAAUAAAUUUCUUAAUAGUUCUCA
Pseudomyrmex gracilis is the source of this 1058-nucleotide messenger RNA. RefSeq names its product glucose-induced degradation protein 4 homolog. Gene Ontology annotation, cellular component: extrinsic component of membrane; GID complex. Gene Ontology annotation, biological process: protein targeting to vacuole; protein catabolic process in the vacuole; proteasome-mediated ubiquitin-dependent protein catabolic process. Lineage: Eukaryota; Metazoa; Arthropoda; Insecta; Hymenoptera; Formicidae. The transcript has 4 exons. Bases 103 to 714 code for a protein of 203 amino acids. The record is from RefSeq and is a predicted model, not a curated record.